AUGUCAACAACGAAAGAAGCCCGCCGGCUUGAUUCAGCUCAGCAAACGCUUGAUAUCCUGUACGAUAUCUCGCAGCUGUUGAACACGCAACUGGACAAAGACACGCUCGCGACGUGCAUCGGCAUGAUUGAGAGUGGCGUUAAUCCAGAGGCCUUGGCAGCUGUGAUCCAAGAGCUCCGGCGCGAGAGCAGCUCGCUGAACCAGACAAAUAAUCGACAGGCACGGCAGUGA
Molecule: messenger RNA, 231 nt
Organism: Pleurotus ostreatus (oyster mushroom)
Lineage: Eukaryota; Fungi; Basidiomycota; Agaricomycetes; Agaricales; Pleurotaceae
Exons: 3
Coding region: 1-231 (76 amino acids)
Biological process (GO): mitotic spindle assembly; microtubule nucleation by interphase microtubule organizing center; gamma-tubulin complex localization
Cellular component (GO): spindle; gamma-tubulin ring complex; centrosome
Source: RefSeq, a predicted model, not a curated record